AAAUUAAUUCAACAAAUUUCGUAAAAAUUGAAUUUUAACAUUUUUUUAACGCUUCGUUGCUCACUGAAGUCUGUCUGACGUAAUAAAUAAGUAAAAUUUUUGAUGCUUACCCGAUUUCGCAGCUGUAAAAUUGUACUAUGGACAGUCAACCCCCUUUCGAUGGAUAUUUGAUCGAUAUUGUCGACAACGAUUGGCGCCUCGACGAGUUGCCAAACGACCAAAUUCAGGUCCCAUCGGAGAAAUUGCCCGAUCCUGAAGCUGAUUCCGCUGAUGCGCAUCUCACCUUAACGGAGCAGGAGCAAAAAUGGAAUGAUCUUGCCUUGUCUUCGGUUAUUCCGGACUUGGCGGUGAACGAUCAAACUGUAAAUUCAUAAAAAAAUUUAAAAAAAUAUAAAAAUUAAAGACUAAAAAAAUAGAAAAAUUAAAAAAAUGAACACAAAUCGAAAUUUACAUUCAACAAAAGUGCUUACAGAAUUCGCGCGUGACUUUGACGAUGAAGAAGACACGGGAAUUCUCUCGCAAUUCGUAAAUAAAAUUAGUAAUAUUGUAAAUACCAAUUAUAAUACCUUGAGUGCGUAUCCAAGUACAUCGACAAAUGUAGGGAGUAACACUGAAAAUGCAAAUCCAGCAGAUUCGGUAGCUUCGCCGACUAAAGAACAGGCAGAAAAUGUGAAAGAAAGCCCAGUGACAAGUAAACAACCUGAGAAACCGGAUGAAUUGCCAUUAGAUGAAAAUGUUGGAAGAACUCCUUUGAACGUCAUUCAACGGAUAAGCAACUUGAUAGCGCAAAAA
This is a messenger RNA of Culicoides brevitarsis, 792 nucleotides long. RefSeq names its product anaphase-promoting complex subunit 13-like. The coding region runs from base 138 to 374 and encodes 78 amino acids. Gene Ontology annotation, biological process: protein K11-linked ubiquitination. The record is from RefSeq and is a predicted model, not a curated record. Lineage: Eukaryota; Metazoa; Arthropoda; Insecta; Diptera; Ceratopogonidae. The transcript is spliced from 2 exons. Gene Ontology annotation, cellular component: anaphase-promoting complex.